Molecule: messenger RNA, 2475 nt
Organism: Nerophis lumbriciformis (worm pipefish)
Lineage: Eukaryota; Metazoa; Chordata; Actinopteri; Syngnathiformes; Syngnathidae
Source: RefSeq, a predicted model, not a curated record
AUGUCAAUGUCACAUUUGUAUGGACGGAGGGGGCCAGAGGAGGAAGGCGUAGAUAUCGAAAAAUUUGAGAUCACUGAUUGGGAUUUGGCCAAUGAGUUCAACCCAGACCGCCGCAGACACAGGCAGACCAAGGAGCAAAUGACUUACGGCAUCUGGGCUGAAGGGGACUCUGAUGAGGAUGAAAGACCCAGCUUUGCAGGCAAACGAGCCAAAGACUACACUGCUCCAGUGAAUUUUGUGAGUGCAGGAUUAAGAAAAACUGCAGCUGACGAGAAACAGCAAAGGGAUGAAGAGGAAGGCUCCGAUAAUUCCGAUGAUGAUAGUCCUGCGGCACCUCCGCCUCCUCGAGUGCCAACUACAAAAAAGCUUCAGAAAUCUCAAAGGUUUGCAGGGGGUAUACAGUCGGGACAAGGAAUUGGUUCCUGGGAGAAACACACCAAGGGAAUCGGACAGAAACUGCUGCAGAAAAUGGGCUAUCAACCUGGCAGAGGCUUGGGCAAAAAUGCACAAGGUAUUAUCAAUCCUAUCGAGGCGAAGGUUCGUAAAGGAAAGGGUGCUGUGGGUGCUUACGGCAAUGAACGAACCCAACAGAGUAUUCAAGAUUUUCCUGUGGUUGACUCUGAUGAAGAGGAGGAAAAGGAGUUUCAGAAGGAACUUGGUCAGUGGCGUAAAGAUCCGUCUGCCACUGGUGUGAGGAAGAAACCAAAGUACUCUUACAAAACUGUAGAGGAAUUGAAGGCUAAAGGCAAAAUUUCUGGGCGCAGCACUGGAGUAUCUGCUGGAGAGCUGGCACAAGUCAAGGUCAUUGAUAUGACUGGAAGAGAGCAAAGGGUAUAUUCCAGUUACAGUCAGAUGUCCAACAAGCACAGCAUGCCAGAAGAUGGUCCACCGAGUACAUCCGAUCAGAAGGGAUCCGGCUUUGCGCUUCCUGAACUUGAACAUAAUCUUCAACUUUUGAUUGAUCUUACGGAACAAGACAUAUUACAGUCGGCCCGCCGUCUCCAGCAUGAAAAAGAUGUCGUUGUGUCGCUGAGCCAUGAGUCCCAUGCGCUACAGAGCAGACUGGAAGAAGAGCAAGAUGCCAUUAGUAGAAUGGAAGCCGUGCUGGCUUUGGUGGAGCGUUUCCCGUCUGAAGAGAUGGCACCAGGCGAGGGACCUACUUUGCAGGAGUGCGCCCGCAUAUUUGAGACUUUACAGACAGACUAUUAUGAGGAAUACAAGACGAUGGGUUUGGCUGACUUGGCGGUAGCUGUUGUUCAUCCAUUACUCAAAGAAAAAAUUUUCUCCUGGGAUCCAUUGAAGGAUGCUUCUUAUUGCCUUGAAGAAGUGGGUAAGUGGAGAGCAAUUCUCGAAUCCAGAAACCUUCUCACCGGUGGGCAAGAGUCAAACAUGGACCCUUACCACAGGCUGCUAUGGGAAGUUUGGAUCCCAGUGAUGCGGUCCUGUGUGUCUCGCUGGCAGCCACGCAUGGUCGGGCCAAUGGUGGACUGUCUUGAAUUGUGGUCUCCUCUUCUUCCACCUUGGAUCUCUAGUCACCUCCUCGAGCAGCUUAUUUUACCUCGGCUGCAGCGAGAGGUAGAUACUUGGAACCCCUUAACAGACACUGUGCCCAUUCACUCAUGGAUCCACCCUUGGCUACCUUUGCUCCAAACACGUCUUGAGCCGCUAUACGCACCCAUCAGGAGCAAAUUGGCUAACGCUUUGCAACGGUGGCACCCCAGUGAUGCUUCAGCACGCCUCAUCUUACAACCGUGGAAAGAUGUUUUUAGCCCUGGUGCAUGGGAGGCAUUUAUGGUGAAAAACAUCAUCCCUAAACUGGCUCUGUGUCUGGAAGAGCUGGUUAUCAAUCCUCACCAGCAGCAGAUGGAGCCCUUUCACUGGGUGAUAGACUGGGAGGGCAUGCUGUCCUCAUCUAGUCUAGUUUCACUGCUGGACAAAAACUUCUUUCCGAAAUGGCUGCAAGUCCUCUGUUCAUGGUUGAGCAACAGUCCUAAUUACGAGGAAAUCACCAAAUGGUACCUCGGUUGGAAGACCAUGUUCAGUGAUGUCUUGUUGUCGCAGACACUCAUAAAAGACAAGUUCAACGAAGCGCUGGACAUCAUGAACCGUGCAGUAUCUUCAGGAAUAGGUGGAUAUAUGCAACCCGGGGCAAGAGAGAACAUUGCGUAUCUCACUCAGACAGAAAGAAGAAAGGACUUUCACUAUGAGGCCAUGCAAGAGCGCAGGGAUGCUGAGAGUGUCGCUCACAGGGCUGCCACUACCAGCGUACCUACGAACUUUAAAGAUCUCAUCCAGACUAAGGCAGAGGAGAACAACAUUGUGUUUAUGCCCAUAGUAGCUAAACGCCAUGAGGGUAAACAGCUGUACACAUUUGGGCGUAUUGUCAUCUACAUAGACAGGGGUGUUGUAUUCGUGCAAGGAGAAAAGACGUGGGUUCCCACAUCUCUGCAGAGUCUAAUAGAUAUGGCUAAGUGA